AUGGGCUCGCGGCGCCGGGCGCUGUCCGUGGUGCCGGCUGUUCUGCUGGUCCUCACUCUGCCAGGACUGCCCGUCUGGGCGCAGAACGACACUGAGCCCAUCGUGCUGGAAGGCAAGUGCCUAGUGGUGUGCGACUCAAACCCGGCCACAGACUCCAAAGGCUCCUCUUCCUCUCCUCUGGGGAUAUCAGUACGGGCGGCCAACUCCAAGGUCGCCUUCUCAGCGGUGCGGAGCACCAACCACGAGCCAUCCGAGAUGAGCAACAAGACGCGCAUCAUUUACUUCGAUCAGAUCCUAGUAAAUGUGGGUAAUUUUUUCACGUUGGAGUCUGUCUUUGUAGCACCAAGAAAAGGAAUUUACAGUUUCAGUUUUCAUGUAAUUAAAGUCUACCAGAGCCAAACAAUUCAGGUUAACCUGAUGUUAAACGGAAAACCAGUAAUAUCUGCCUUUGCUGGGGACAAAGACGUUACUCGUGAAGCCGCCACUAAUGGGGUCCUACUCUACCUGGAUAAAGAGGAUAAGGUUUAUUUAAAACUGGAGAAAGGUAAUUUGGUUGGAGGCUGGCAGUAUUCCACGUUCUCUGGCUUUCUGGUGUUCCCCCUAUAG
Cynocephalus volans (Philippine flying lemur) is the source of this 606-nucleotide messenger RNA. It is a transcript of the gene CBLN4, whose product is annotated as cerebellin 4 precursor. The transcript is spliced from 3 exons. NCBI's taxonomy places the organism in Eukaryota, Metazoa, Chordata, Mammalia, Dermoptera, Cynocephalidae. Bases 1 to 606 code for a protein of 201 amino acids. Gene Ontology annotation, molecular function: protein binding. Gene Ontology annotation, cellular component: synapse. The record is from RefSeq and is a predicted model, not a curated record.